AUGUUUGGGACAAAUGGCAUCACGUGUCUUAGUCAGGCGAAGUCCUUCAAAGGAAUCAAAAGCAACGGUCUAUUUCAGGCACAGACAUCAAAAUUACGUAACUACAAAGUAGUCAUCCCUCACAUUGUUCUGGACCGAUCAAAAAGGGAGGACAAACCUAGUGAACGAUCAAAAGAGGAAGUAAAGCCAGAGAGGCUGACAUAUUCUUUGAGCAUUGAGAACAAGGACCACUUUCUCCAUCUGCAAAAGAACAAAGAAUUUAUAGCAAAGUCCUUUGUGCAGCACUCUCAUGGUGCCAAUGGUAAUCUGGUGACCUCCUAUCCUAAAGUGACUAAUGGUUGUCAUUAUCAUGGACAUGUGGAGGGGCAUGAAAAUUCCCUGGUGGCUCUCAGCACCUGCACAGGCCUGAAGGGUGUCAUUCUUAUUGGGAAUCAGAGUUAUGGACUUGAGCCAGCUGUCAAAUCUACAACCUUUGAGCACCUCCUGUUCCCACUGUGGGACAGCCACCCUGAGCAAUUUGUUUGUGGAGUGACUGAUGAGAUGUCUCAAUCUAAUGGCCACACCUUCCCUGACCCCUCAUUUACAAUGAGCAGGCUUUUCAGAAAAAAACGUAACUUGCCUCUACCCAGAUAUGUUGAGUUGGUUUUGGUUGUGGACAAGAAGAGGUUUGACUUCAAGAAAGGCAAUGCCACAGCUGUGCGAGAGGAAAUGGUGGACCUGGCUAACCUGCUGGACGGGUACUACAAGCAGCUGAACAUCUACGUGAUCCUGGUGGGACUGGAGAUCUUCGAGGACCAGAACCCUUUCAGCGUGGAUGACCCGCCCUCCACGGUGCUGGGGAACUUUGUCAAGUGGCGGAAAAAGGAUCUGCUCCCCCGCAUCAGGAAUGACGUGGCGCAGUUGAUUGUGGGGCGGAACCGGUCGUAUGGAGGGGUCCUGGGCAUGGCGUUCGUGGGCAGCGUGUGUUCUGCGGCCUCCGCUGGAGGAAUCAGUGUGUUUAGUGACAAUCGUCUGCAGUUCGUAUCCACCGUGGUUGCGCACGAAAUGGGCCACAACCUGGGCAUGAGCCACGAUGGAGUCAACUGCGACUGCGGUGGAGGGAGUUGCAUCAUGGCUGCCUCUGCGGGGGGGUCGACCAAGUUCAGCGACUGCAGCGGCGACGAUUUCGAGAGGCUGGUCCUCAGAGGGGGCGGGCUCUGCCUGAAAAACCAGCCGUCCCCCUCGGACAUCGUCACGGUGGCGGACUGCGGCAACGGGCUGCUGGAGGCGGGGGAGCAGUGCGACUGUGGCAAACCAGAGGUGUGCAAAGACAAGUGCUGCGACGCGGCCACCUGCAACUUCACCUCGGGAUCGGUCUGCGCGCAGGGCGCCUGCUGCCAGGACUGCCAGAUCAAGGUGGCAGGAACGCCAUGCAGGACGUCUGUCAACAUCUGCGACCUGCCGGAGUUCUGUAACGGGCGGUCGGCCUUCUGCCCUGCAGACUUCUACAUCAUGGACGGGCUGUCGUGCGCCAACAACACCGCCUAUUGCUUUGAAGGCCGCUGCCAGACUUACGACUUCCAGUGUCAGCAUCUUUUCGGUGGAGCUGCAAGAAAGGCAGAUGACAUUUGCUUCAACGUGGUCAACUCAAGAGGAGACCGGUUUGGAAACUGUGGUGCCCAAGGGUCGAAGUAUGUCGAAUGUGCCUCUGAGAAUUCUAUGUGUGGGAAGGUUCAGUGCACCAAUGUCGAUGCAAACUUUCCACCGAAAGGGUCCACAAUCACUGUGGAGGACAUUCAGAGUGCCCGUUGUGUGAAUGUCGACUUUAACUUGGGCACAGACGUCCUAGACCCCGGCUAUGUUAGUACAGGAAGUAGCUGCGGUAAAGGGAAGGCUUGCCUGGAUUUCAAGUGCAUCAACUCCUCAGCACUGAUACAGGAAAAAGAUUGUGAUGCUCCGACGACUUGUCAUGGCCAAGGGGUGUGCAAUGACCAGGGACACUGUCACUGUAACGAUGGGUGGGGUCCACCAUCCUGUAACACAGCAGGAAGAGGGGGCAGCAUUGACAGUGGCCCCGCCCAGAUAGACUACUCCCUCAGGAACGGCCUGCUGAUAUUCUUCUUGUUGGUUGUUCCCUUGCUCAUCCUCAUUGCCCUUGUGCUGAUCUACAUAUUCAGGAGGGACUGGAUAAUGGUCCUUUUCAGGAACAAACCAAGAAAUCCACCAAGUGGCAGUGGCCAGACACGUGCAGCACCACAGACCCAGACACAGAGCACCCCAUCUUUUCAGCCACCUCCUGCAUACCCAGAAGUUGUCUCAGGACUCCCACCCAGUUACGAAGAACUGUACCAGGCCAAUGUUCAUCAUCCUGCGCCAAGGCAAGGGCCGGGUGUACCCAGACCCAUACCUUCAAGCAACCUCAGUCCAUCCCAUUAGACCCCUGACUCAGCUAGCUGAUCUUCGCAUCACACUCAGUGGAUUUUCUUUCAUUGUUUUCUACUCACUGUGUGGAUGUGCCCUGAGUUUACAAGGCAGUGUCAUCUUUAAGUGGAAUUUGAUUUUUGUUUUUCGUGAAGACUUCAGGAUUUCUUUUUCUUUUCUACAUGGGCAACUUAAAAGUCAUUACUCAGUUAAGAUUUUGUUAGAUGCAAUUAUUUUGUUUGAACAGAACUGAAGCCCAUUACAGUGAAAGGUGUGUUCAGCCCAUUUUCUCCCAAUAUGCUAAUGUAAAAAAAGAGUGUUUACUUUAUUCAUAAUGCAGUCAUAAAAUAAACCUGUGAUUUUGUACACAGUUUUAUCAAGUCAGUGAACAGAGAGAAUGGCAGAAUGCCAUUUCUGUCAUUUUUAAUUCCAUUCCAAGUAUUUGUAAAUGAAAAAUGCAUAUUUUAUAAAGGCACUAUGAUUGCAAAUAUUUUAAUGAAAAACUAUAAUUUUUUUUAAAUGAAUAUAUUAACGUAUGAUUGAUUGAUAUAAAUAAAAUUUAUUUGUUAAACAA
This is a messenger RNA of Anguilla rostrata (American eel), 2974 nucleotides long. RefSeq lists its product as uncharacterized. Lineage: Eukaryota; Metazoa; Chordata; Actinopteri; Anguilliformes; Anguillidae. Gene Ontology annotation, biological process: proteolysis. Gene Ontology annotation, molecular function: metalloendopeptidase activity. The transcript is spliced from 24 exons. Gene Ontology annotation, cellular component: plasma membrane. The coding region runs from base 1 to 2415 and encodes 804 amino acids. The record is from RefSeq and is a predicted model, not a curated record.